ACUGUCAAUAUCACCAGGAGAGGCGCUAUAGAGCAGAGGCUGAACCCUGCACAACCUCCUCUGCUCCAAUGUAAAGCCUGUUCCUCUUUAAUCCAUCUGCACCUUCAUCUCUUCAUUAUCUGCAGCUUUUAUUGCUGUAGUUGUUGAACAUUUCUGUGGUGCCGCGGCCAAAAAUGUCGGAUUUUGAAGAGUUCGAGAAACAGCUGAGCGAAAACAGGCAAGAGAGAGAGAAGGAGAGGCACAGGAAAAGGAGCUGGAGUGGCUCACCAAAUCGUGGUGACAAACAUCACAGCAGAGAGAAACACAAAAGUCGUGAUCGCCGGAGCAGCUCCAGAGAUCAUAAAAAACACAGUCAUUCUCCACGGAGAACAAAAAAGAAAAAGGCAUACAAAUACUGGGAUGUUCCAGCACCAGGAUUUGAACACAUCACUCCUCUGCAAUACAAAGCUAUGCAAGCUGCUGGCCAGAUCCCCACCAUAGCUCUACUGGCUACCUCCAGUACGGCAGGAAUGGCUGUGACUCCAGCACAGGUGCCUGCUGUUGGCAGCCAGAUGACCAGACAAGCACGCCGUUUAUAUGUUGGCAACAUACCAUUUGGAGUCACCGAGGAGUCAAUGGCAGAGUUCUUUAAUACGCAGAUGAGAUUUGUUGGACUUUCCCAAACACCCAGCAACCCUGUGCUUGCAGUGCAGAUCAAUCAGGAUAAGAACUUUGCCUUCCUUGAGUUUCGAUCUGUAGAGGAAACCACACAGGCCAUGGCGUUUGAUGGAAUCAACUUUCAGGGGCAGGCACUGAAGAUCCGGCGACCUCAUGACUAUCGACCUCUGCCUGGCAUUUCUGAGCAGCCUGCUUUUCAUGUACCAGGGGUUGUAUCCACAGUUGUACCGGACUCUCCCAAUAAACUCUUCAUUGGAGGUUUGCCGAACUAUCUUAAUGACGAUCAGGUUAAGGAGCUUUUGACAUCAUUUGGACCUCUCAAAGCCUUCAACCUUGUCAAAGACAGUGCUACAUCACUGUCCAAAGGCUAUGCUUUCUGUGAAUAUGUGGAGAUUGGUGCCACUGACCAGGCAGUGGCAGGGCUGAAUGGAAUGCAACUCGGUGAUAAAAAGCUCAUCGUCCAGCGUGCCAGUGUUGGGGCAAAGAAUGCAAAUUCAUCUGUGAUCACAGAGAGUCCGGUGAGCCUGCAGGUGCCCGGUCUACAGAGGCUGCAGAACUCGUCCAAGCCCACCGCAGUGCUCUGCCUCCUCAACAUGGUGCUCCCCGAAGAGCUGCUUGAUGAUGAUGACUAUGAAGAGAUCCUGGAGGACGUCAGGGAGGAGUGCUGUAAAUACGGCAGCGUGUGCUCCAUCGAGAUCCCUCGACCUGUCCAUGGAGUGGAAGUGCCUGGCUGUGGGAAGAUAUUUGUGGAGUACGGAUCAGCAACAGACUGUCAGAAGGCCAUGCAGGCUCUGACCGGACGAAAGUUUGCUAAUCGUGUCGUAGUCACCAAGUACUACGAUCCGGACUUGUACCACAGACGUGAAUUCUGAAAGAUUCCAGGAGGAUAGUUUCUGAGAAACAGGAUGGAGGAGACAAUGUUUUUCUUUAACACAUUUUUAUGUACAAAAUUGAUUACGUACACUGAGUUUAACUGUGUGUAAAUUUUUGAGCAACAUUACAACAUAAAUAACUAAAUAAAAAAAUGUCCAUCAUUUAAUAAGAUGACAUGUAUUAGAGUGUAUUACAGAAAUCUAGCUGGCUUUUAUAUCUAAAAACUAAUUUUAUUCACCAAUAGACAAAUAAUGAAAUGGUUAACUUAUGUGUAUAGCUUCACGCUCAAGCUUACUCUGUUAUCCGGGCCCGUAUUCAUCAAGCCUUUCAGAAUCACUCUAAAAGGAGUGUUUAUUGUGAAGAAAUAAAUGUGGGAAUGAUGUGAGAUGAUGUAUGUGCUAACCGUAUUUAAUUGUUCUAUACUGAUGGUACCAGAUCAGCACUGCUGCAUCUUCUGUCAUCCUUAAAAUCCUUAAAAUGUGUCAGAAAUUUUAAGCUCUACUGACCAUCCAAGAUCUGUUAAACCAGCUUUAACCUAUUCAUUAACCACAUUUAGGCAGUCUGGAACAUUUCUCUGUUUCUGAAAGUUAUCUCAGACUUAAGAGAUCACCCACAUUAGUAAUCUUGAUGGACAUUUUAUUCUAAGAAGGAGUUACUAAUUUUCAAGUAGUUGUGAGAUGCUUGAUGAAUAAAGGCUUGAAUAUCUACCUUAUGUUUUAUUGUCGAUUAAAACCAUGUAUGAUUCUUUUGUAUAAGUGAAAAUGACACUGUUAUCCCAAGGAAUAUGUAAGAUAAAUCAUAUACCUUAUAUUUAUGGUAAGGCAAAAGGAAGUGUGUUCAUAUGUGGAUUUAAAAUCUACUAACAGUGUAAAUACUGUACUACAGGAUGAUUCACAAGUAUAUGUGUUUGUGUGAGAAACAAUAAUUGUAUUUAUACUCUCUAACUGUAUUUAUUAUGUAUUUUACCCCUCGUGUUUAAAUCAGAUUCCAGAUUUGUUGUGCUUUUAUGAGGUUAUGGAUCUGGAUUUGAGCUGGUUGAAGUAAACACUAAUGUUUUACAGAAGUUUUAGAACUACUAGGAGCUGCAACAGAGAAAACCCAGCAAUCUCAAUUAUUCAAGUCACGUUCAUGCUAUCCAUAAUGUUUGAGCUCGUUUGACACAUUCACACCAAUUAGAUUACACAAAUAAAAUGAAAUCUACAAACGUUAAUCAGGUUACAACAAAACAGUUCCAAACUUAAACAAUGCAUAGUUUUGUUAAGUAGCCUGGCAAGUGGCUGUAAUAAAAGUUUGUAUUCUGCAAUAUAUCAGUCUUCUAAUUUAAUUAAUAAAUUAGAUGUUG
Molecule: messenger RNA, 2872 nt
Organism: Hemibagrus wyckioides
Lineage: Eukaryota; Metazoa; Chordata; Actinopteri; Siluriformes; Bagridae
Product: splicing factor U2AF 65 kDa subunit-like
Exons: 11
Coding region: 174-1529 (451 amino acids)
Biological process (GO): mRNA processing
Cellular component (GO): nuclear speck; U2-type prespliceosome; commitment complex
Molecular function (GO): poly-pyrimidine tract binding; pre-mRNA 3'-splice site binding
Source: RefSeq, a predicted model, not a curated record